Paramecium pentaurelia is the source of this 1667-nucleotide messenger RNA. The record is from the annotation of a GenBank genome assembly. Lineage: Eukaryota; Ciliophora; Oligohymenophorea; Peniculida; Parameciidae.
AUGGAUUCAAUUGACUAUUAAGAAGCUAAAUUCAAAUUUUAAGGUGUUCGUAAACACUUUUUUAAGGAUGUCAAUUAUCAUAUAACAGUGUUUGAUGAUAUGGUAACAAUGGGAACAGUAGAAAAUUAAUCUAAAUAUUAUAGACUUCAGAUUGCCAAAACCCAAAAUACAGAAUAAAGUUGAAUCUUGAGACAAAAAUAAAUUGGGAGUUGCGAAAGAAUAAAACAGAACUUGAUUUCUUUGAAUUUGAUCAUUAAAAUAAAAGAAAGGCUGUUCAUGCCUAACCAAAGGAUUUAUAUAAGUACAGUUAAUUCUAUAAUUAAGAUUCAAAGAACUAAUAGCAGGAAGAGUAACUUUUGAAGGCAUUGGUGAUUUAUUCUAGCCAUUAUAUCAGAUAGGAAAAGGAAGUUCUGCAAAAGUAUAGUUUUUUUGCUUAUUUCUAGGUAUAUAGUGCAAGAAGUGCUUUAGAUCAAAGUAUUUAUGCAGUAAAAGCUAUAGAAAAAGCAUUUCUUAAAAUAUCAGAGAAUGGGAAUGGAUUAGUAAUAAUAUUUAACAUAUUUAGCGAGCAUUUUAAUCAGAAGUUCAAAUUCUUAGAGCAUUAUAAUAAAAUGAAAAUAAUUUUCUUGCUUUUAAAGAAAUAUAUGAGGGGGACAACACAUUAUAUGUAGUUACAUAAUAUUUAGAAGGACUGAGUCUUAGUGAAGAAUUAGAAAAAGCAAAAGUAUAAUUAAAUAUAAAGAAUAGAUUUUGCCUAAUAGAAGACUACCAAUAAAUAGUAUAAAGACAAUUAUGAGAAAACUUUUAAGUAAUUUAAAAAUUUUACAUUCUCAUCGAGUAUUUAAUUAAUAUAACGUUUAAGAUUAUUCAUAGAGAUUUAAAACCAGAUAAUCUAAUGUUUUCUAGAAAGAAUGAUUACUCAUCUUUAGUUCUAGUUGAUUUUGGACUUGCCACUUCAGAACUUCUAGAUAAGUAACAAUAUAUAUAUAUUAUUAGAUAUUUAUUUCCCAAAUGUGGAACUCCAGGUUAUGUAGCCCCUGAGAUAUUGACUUCUAGACAAGACUAAAGAUAUAAUUGUAAAGUAGAUAUAUUUUCUGCUGGAUGCAUUUUCUAUAAAUUGCUCACUGGACAUAGUUUAUUUAUUGGAUCAAAUUUUGAUGAAGUUUUAAACUCAAAUAAAACAUGUUAUAUUGAUUUAGAUUUACCGAUUGAUGGUAUUUAUAUAACAGAGCAAUCAUUAGUAAAUAUAUUUAUUAUUUUAGGAUAUUUUGAAAAAGAUGCUAAACAAAAAUCCUAAAAUCAGGAUCAGUGCCAAUUAGGCAUUAUCCCAUUCAUUUUUUGAUUAUAAUAGUGAUUUUAGCACUUAAGCUAUAUAAUCAACUUGUUAAAAUAUGGCAAAAAAUGCAAUAUAUUAAUUAAAUUUAGCAGAAUCUGAAUCUAGAUACAAUAGUUAAAAUGAAAUUAACGAUGAAUAAUAAUAGAAUUCUAAAAUUAAUGAUAUAAAAAGAUACUCAUUAAUGAAUGAGAUACCUCUUUCAGCAAAAAGAGGCAGUGGAUUAUUUUCGAGCACAUUUUAUCAAAAGGAUCCUUUGUCAGCCAUAAAAACAAUAAAGAUACCAAAUGAAACAUCUCAACCACUUAAAUUAAGCAAUCAUCUUUCACCUUCUUGA